GUGUGUGUUUGGUGUCAGGGUUGAGUGAGCAGGAUGGAGGACACUGUGCACUGUGAGGAUCAGCUGAAGACUACUCUGCACUGUGAUGACAAGGAGAAGCUUCGUCGGAAGUUGGCUCUGUUACAAAGGGAAUAUCUGAGGACAGCCCAGAAACUGCAGCGUGCUGAGCGUUUGGAUGCAGUGAGGAAACAUGUCAGGAGUAAGAUCCCACAACAGAAAAAGCAGGACCAGAGAGACCCACAGGUGACAUCUAACCCCUGUCCCAACCCGUCAACAUCUUCACUGACACUGGACGCUCAUAAUGGGGCAGCUCCAGGUGAACCUCACGGCCAGGAAAACACUGGAGGCCCAGCGGACUCCGAUAACUCCAGGAGGAGCCAGGUGAUCGGGUUCCUGCCCCCUACCGAUGUCUCUUGCCCAGCGACCCCAGACUCUGCCCAUGAAGGAGCCAGAUGUCACAGACAAAAUCCUGCUCUGCGCCUCAGGUCCAGAAGCAGCCGCCUGCGCUGGGAGAGGAGGAGUGCCGAGGCUGGCAGGAGCACGGACAACAGCGAGGAAGGACAGGAGCAGAGUGAGCCGACGGAGAGUAGAACAGAGAGAGACGAGGAGACGGUGAAGCCAGAGGGAACAGAGGUUGUGAAUGAAAGUGAAGAGCUAUUUUCUGCCGCUGAUUCUGAGUCUCCCUCUCUGCUGCUGUCACACUGGAACACACAAGGACAUGAAGACACGGGAGAGAUGCCAGAAGGAGAGGAGAAAAGGGAAAAAGAGAAUGAAGUGAUAGACGAAGGGAGCAAAACCUCUUCUUUGCUGCCUGUGUGCAGAAGCCCUGCUGUACACUCUGAAGGAGGGAGACAAGAUUUCACACAAAAUCAAGAAAAAAGGGAGAGAAAAAGAGGAGAAGAGGGCGAGGAUAGUAGAGGACAGAAAGAUGACAGGCUGUGUGAAGAGAAUAGUAAUAAGAAUACAGAACAACAUGCAGGAAAGAAAACAGACAGUGAACAAACUCAUGAUGUGGAGAUAAAGGUAGAAAAAAGUGGGAUGGGAGGAGAUGAGAAGGGUGCAGGCCUUCUGGACUCUUGUACAAUAGUGGAGGGACUACUUUUCCCAGUGGAGUACUAUGUCCGAACCACAAGACGUAUGGCAUCUUCACAGAGCCAGCCUGACAUGCAAGCCAUCCACCUCUCUCAGUUAAUCACGGGGCGAUGUCGCCGGGGUCGGGGACAGGGUCGGGGUCGGGGCCGUGGCAGAGGAUCGCACAGACACACACACAACGAUGAACAUUCAGAUCAACACAUAGAUUCAUCCUCUCUCACACCUGCACGUCCUCAUACGCAGCCGCAGGCUAGCGACACGCCUGCUGAGCUCAAUCAGAGCUCCGGUGAGACUUCAGAUCAAAUCUCGUUAAGUGAGACCAACACCAAUGCCUUUUCAUCCCCGACUGUUUGCACGGCUCGUCCAGGUAGAGGCGGGAGGAGGAAAAGAGGUAGGGGCAGAGGGAAACCUGGGACCCCACGAUGCUCUCUUAGUUCAGACACCCAUCACCUCAGCCUUGAACAAACCUCAGAUGAUCCCCAGCCCACCAACACCCCGCUCUCCUCCUCCGAUCUCUCUCUCCAUGCAGCUGAUAGACCAAAACCCUGCCUCACCCCAGAAGAAACCGUUCCAGUGUUGGCCGACGUCCAGCCUGCAUCCACCCCCAACACAGCUACACACCACCCCUCUGAGGUUAAUGGAGCUCCGUCCAGCGCUGCCUCUGGACAGCAGGGGCAGGUCUAUUCCAUCUUUCUGAAGAGCAGCAACAGGACUAACAGAUCCUCACAGAGGAACACAAGUGCAGACAGUUGGCAGUCUUAUCUUUUACCCUCCUCGCCACCCUCCCAAACCUCUCUGUUUCCUCUCCCCUCUUUAUUCUCUGUCCCGCUGAUCAGCAAUCAGCCAAACUUCGACAUGCAUCAAGAUUUCCAUCUCCCCGACGACCAGUUCGCUUCCCUGAAACUUCACAAACUCCGCCGAGUCGCUGUGGAAUCAGGAGUUGAACAUUUCUCAUCGCCGUCUUGCAACACACGUAGCAGCAACCGGCGCUUCGACUCCCAAUGCAGCAACGACCCGGUGGCGCCUCUACUGCUCCCGCUCAGCCUCACACCCACAGUAGAAAAAUCACCCCACCCCAAUAAAGAGAAAGAGGAAAGAAAGAUAAAAGAAGACAAUCUCACAGAUGAAUUGACAAGCCCGUCCUCAGCUGAAGAGUUGUUAGGUACGACAGACGCCCCUGGAGAGCAGCAGACUGACAACCUUAAUACAGAGUGCCAGAGUGACACAAACUUAACAGAAUCUGCUGUUAACUGUGUAGAGAAGCACACAGAGAAAGACCCUGUGACUCUCAAUUGUCAGAUUAGCGUCUCCGAUAGCAACGCACACUCCCCUGUGGAUCCCCCUGUCAAAUCUGAGAUCUCUGUGAAGUUUAAAGAUGAACCUGCAGGCAAAGAGAGCGAUACACUUCAAAUUAAACACCCUGCAUCGGAAGAAGAAACGCAUUGUUCUGUUGCGGUCCAUCAUUUGGAGGAUGAGAGGCCUACCAACCACCAAAAAGAAGAUAAAGCUUUCAUCAAGAGUCUUUCCUUCUCUGAUUGCCCUCCUCAGGAAUCUCCCGAGGGCGCUCCAAACAACUGCACCGCUGCUGCUCAGGCAUGUAGCGACACUGACGCUACAGAAGAGUCUCCUGUGAAGCUGCUGAAAUCUUUUGUCAAAGAUUUAAAGGAACCCUCUGAACCCACAACAAAUAUUAUAACAGACAGAUUAGAGGAAAAUAAAAAUCAGGAGAAGCCGUCACCGCACCACAGUGUCAACUCUCAGCUCCUACUGAGCCCCCCUCUGGCCUCAGCACCCUGCCCCUUCGUAACCCCACACAAGCCCCUAUCUGCUCUCCUCUCCAGCCCCACACUACCAUCCCUAGGACUCACCCCACAUCCUCUUUCUGCUGUUGCCCUCCCCCUCACCUGCUCUCCAUCUGCCCCUUCUCUCACAUUACCUCCUCUUCACAGCCCGUCCACCCAGGCCCUCUCCCCUCCAGCUCUCUCUCCUUGUGCGUCCCUCCCUCCCGUUUCCCUCUCCUCUGCUCAGAUUCAUACCUUACCUGAGAUUCCAGCUGUGGAUGAUCCGUUACAGACUGGCAGCGACAUCCAGGUGCGGGGCAGAGGCGGGCAGGUUGGGGCAAGAACAACUGAUGAACACAUGAGGAAACACACAUUAGAGGCUCCAGCAGGAGGAUGCCUGGUGGACACUUGCUGCCUGCUCGGAUCUUCAGGCAGUUUGUGUGUAGCUGCAGCAGGAAAGUGGGCGGUGUGUUUGUGGAGUCAGACUUCAGCAUCUGAUUGGAGCCUAACACACACAUGGACCUUCAAUGAGCCAGUGAUCAACGUAUUUCCUGUCCCGGAUGCUGCUGGACUUAUGUGUGUGACUUUGGGUCAGUUGGAGAUCAGAGAAAUGAGGAUGCUGUCGUGCUCCAGCCUCUCACAUGUGCUGCUGUGUGAAGGCGUCAUCCAGGCUGUCGUAGGUGUGCCCAGAUCCAGAGUGGUCAGCUCCUCGUACUCAGCGGCUGGUUCGACACUGCAGGUGUUCACACUGUCAGACAGCGACAGCACACACAGCUGUCAGCCUCUCGUGUCUCCUGGUGUUUGUGUCGGGGCCAUGGCUCCAGUGGACGGACUUCCAGAUGCUCUGAUCGGCACUGACGAGGACGGGUGCCUCUUUGUUUGGAAUUUAAAGACUGGACAGCUGCUGCGGAGAAUCGUCCUCGGAGAUGGUUUAUCACACACAGCCUGUCUCAGAGGAUAUUCUUCAUGUGGAGUGUUACUAGUCCUGCUGCAGCAUCAGUUCCUCAGAUCGCUGGAGGAAGAGGAAAAAGAAACCAAAGCAGAAGAGCAAAUGUUUCUAAGGGAGGAGGAGAAGGAAGAAGAGAGGUGUAACACUGCGCUGUUCUCCUUGGUCGCUGUUAACCCUCUGAGUGGAAAAUCUGUCCCGGCUACUCGGCUGUACCCGCCCAAAGCCUGGUCCGGCAGCUUGUGCGAGGCCGACGUUAACAGCUCGAGCGUGGUGGGCCUGAGUCAGAGCGGCUGCGUGUGUGUGUGGGAGCUCGGCCGCCGGGGGGAAUCCAGGAUGGUGUGGGCUCCGGAGAGCGAAGGCUGGCAGCUGGCUCGCUGGGGCUGCGGGGACACGUUGAUGACUGGACAUCACAACGGAGACAUUACGCUACAUUUGUCUCUCAAGUGAUUUUUAUCACAUAAAAAAGGUCCUUUGGUCAUUGUUUGGUUUACAGGUUCAACAUAGCUUCAGUUAACCUUUGUGUCGUCCUACUGGGUCAAAUUGACCCGUCUGUUUUCACUGUUCCUUCUUUCCUUCCUUCCUCCUUCUCUCUUUCUUUCCUCCCCAUUAC
Messenger RNA from Scomber japonicus (chub mackerel), 4432 nucleotides. It is a transcript of the gene palb2, whose product is annotated as partner and localizer of BRCA2. NCBI's taxonomy places the organism in Eukaryota, Metazoa, Chordata, Actinopteri, Scombriformes, Scombridae. The record is from RefSeq and is a predicted model, not a curated record. The transcript is spliced from 12 exons. Bases 34 to 4269 code for a protein of 1411 amino acids. Gene Ontology annotation, biological process: double-strand break repair via homologous recombination. Gene Ontology annotation, molecular function: DNA binding; protein binding. Gene Ontology annotation, cellular component: nucleoplasm.